Molecule: messenger RNA, 2340 nt
Organism: Uranotaenia lowii
Lineage: Eukaryota; Metazoa; Arthropoda; Insecta; Diptera; Culicidae
Exons: 1
Coding region: 1-2340 (779 amino acids)
Biological process (GO): DNA integration
Molecular function (GO): nucleic acid binding
Source: RefSeq, a predicted model, not a curated record
AUGGACGUUGCUACGUUUGGUAGCACCUGCUCACCUGCCUCAGCGCAGUUUGUCAAAAACAGAAAUGCGGAAAUACAUGCUCAGUUAUACCCAGAAGCGGCUCAAGCGAUUAUUCGUGACCAUUACGUAGACGAUUAUUUGGCCAGUUUUGAAUCGGAAGAGGAGGCAUUGCGAGUUGCGCGAGAUGUCCGAACAGUUCAUUGUAAUGGAGGUUUCAAGUUACACAACUGGCGAUCGAAUGGAGUGGCAGUGUUACGUGGCUUAGGAGAAGAGGAGACGGAAGCAGGGCAAACGGAGCGAGUACUUGGCAUGUUGUGGAAUCCUUCGGAUGACUUGCUGUGUUUUUCGACUCAAAUGAGCGACGAGAUGCAGGAACUAAUCAUUACGGCUACACGACCAACAAAAAGACAAGUUCUCCGUUGUGUAAUGACUUUAUUUGAUCCCAUGGGUUUAUUGUCCCCAUUCAUUAUCCACGGAAAAGUACUCAUACAAGAAUUAUGGCGAGAAGGUACAGGUUGGGACGAGCAAAUAGGCGAAGACGUUCAUAAAAGAUGGCAAAGGUGGAUCAAGAUGUUGGAGUUUAUAUCAAAGAUUAGGAAUCCCCGAUGCUAUUUUCACCUGGCGUCACGAGAGACCUAUACAAACACGCAGAUGCACGUAUUCGUUGACGCUAGUGAAAUAGCCUAUUCAUGUGCGGUAUAUUUGAGUACAAAAGGCGAAGAAGGACCUUCAAAAUGUUGCCUUGUUGCGGCGAAAUCAAAGGUGGCUCCAUUGAAACCCUGGUCUAUUCCUAGACUGGAACUGCAAGGAUGCGUUUUGGGAGUUCGUUGGGCGAAAUUUGUACGAGAAAAUCACGACGUUCCAAUUGUGAAGACGGUUUUUUGGACAGAUUCCAGAACAGCGCUGGCUUGGAUCAAGGCAGAUCCCCGAAACUACCGACAGUUUGUUGCAUUUAGAGUGAGUGAGAUCCUAGAACAUACUACGGCCAGCGACUGGCGCUGGGUCCCAUCAAAAUCCAAUCCAGCAGACGAAGCUACGAAAUGGGGAAGUGGCCCAUACUUCAAUCCAGAGAGCAUAUGGUUUAACGGCCCAGAAUUCCUUUUGUAUCCUGAAUCACAAUGGCCGCAACCGACCGAAUCCGUCACUUCUACGUCAGAAGAAAUCCGAAAUUCCAGUCUUCACCACCGUGUUGUAGAACCCGUUUUAGACUUCAACCGCUUCGCUUCAUGGGGUCGCCUAAAUAGGGUAAUUGCAUAUGUACGGAGAUACCUGCAAAACUUUUUCAAAGGAUCGAACCUCACUGGACCGUUACAACAACAAGAACUACAACUGGCUGCAGAAGCUAUUUUUAAACUUGUUCAAAAGGAUUCGUUCCCGGACGAAAUAAUCGCGCUUGAAAAUAAGGAAAACAACAAACAUGGUCAAAGAGCUAUUGAGAAACGCAGUUCCAUUUACAAAUUGAUGCCAUUCCUAGAUGAAAGAGGAUUGUUAAGAGAACGAGGUCGCAUCGACGCAGUUAGAAAUGUUCCGUACGACACCCGACACCCAAUUAUCCUUCCAAAAAACCACCCUGUUACUGAUUUGAUAAUUCUAGACUGUCAUAAACUUUAUAGACACAGAAACAAUGAAACUGUAGUUAACGAAUUACGCCAACUUUACAGUAUUCCAACACUACGUGCCUUGGUAAAGAAGGCCGCUAGAAACUGCCAGACUUGUAGAAUCCGCUUGGCGCGUCCGAGGAUCCCAGUGAUGGCACCGUUACCCCCAGCACGUCUUGCACACCACGAGCGAGCUUUCACAUACACGGGGUUAGACUAUUUUGGACCGCUUUUGGUGAAACUCGGAAGAGCCAGAGUCAAAAGGUGGAUUGCUUUAUUUACGUGCUUGACCGUUCGCGCAGUUCACCUCGAAGUCGCCUACACACUAUCUACAGAAUCCUGCAUCUCAUGCGUUCGACGCUUCGUGGGUCGACGUGAAUCUCCGGUGGAAUUCUUUACCGAUAAUGGAACUAAUUUCCAAGGAGCUGAUCGUGUUUUACGAGGGCAAAUAAGCCAGGGACUGUCAGCUACAUUCACCAAUGCGAACACAAAAUGGAACUUUAAUCCACCAGGAGCACCGCAUAUGGGUGGCGCCUGGGAGCGCUUGGUACAAUCCGUAAAAGCUGCUAUGGCAGAUGCUUAUGUCGAGGGGAAACUUGAUGACGAGGGGUUACAGACGUUGGUCGUGGAAACAGAAAGUAUGAUAAACAAAAGGCCUCUGACCUAUUUACCUUGUUACCAUUCGAGUCAGUUACCCUAUGCCACUCACGAAGAGUACUCAUUUUCCUAUUUAAACGCCUGA